Messenger RNA from Fusarium mangiferae, 1968 nucleotides. RefSeq lists its product as uncharacterized. Lineage: Eukaryota; Fungi; Ascomycota; Sordariomycetes; Hypocreales; Nectriaceae. Gene Ontology annotation, cellular component: nucleus. Gene Ontology annotation, molecular function: zinc ion binding; transcription cis-regulatory region binding; DNA-binding transcription factor activity, RNA polymerase II-specific. The transcript has 6 exons. Gene Ontology annotation, biological process: positive regulation of transcription by RNA polymerase II. The coding region runs from base 1 to 1968 and encodes 655 amino acids. The record is from RefSeq and is a predicted model, not a curated record.
AUGAGUUCGACGCCUCGGACUCGGACCAAGCCCUGCGAUCAAUGUCGAGAAAAGCAUCUGAAAUGCGAUAAUGAGAAUCCCUGCGCCAAUUGUAAAAAGCUUUCAAUCAGUUGCGCUCGAGCUAAGAAGUUCCGCAUCAAAAAGCUCAUCACGAGUGAAAACACGUUCAAGUUUGAUCCGAACCAAACAUGGAUAGAAACAUCAAAUCACAAAAAAUCAAACGCGAUUUCCUUUGUCGACGAAACAAACUCUGCGUCUCGCCACUCCCGUCCCACCGCCGCUGAAUCUCCUUCUUCCGAAAAUGGAUCUCAAUCCGAAAGUUUAGAUUUUGCUGCUUCAGUUUUGCAGACGUUAUCAAAAGGCAACCCGCAAAUACCCGAUGAGCACGACACGUCUCUGGCUCAAGCACCUUCAGAAGAACCCCCGGAUGCUUUUGCGACAUCCCGAAGCUAUGAAGAUGGAGGCUUCGGUACAUCUCAAGAUCUUUCUCAACUGUCACUUACUUCAUCACCAAGUGGACAAUCGCAUCUUCCUACCAAUCACUAUGGAGCGGCAUCACUUCCUAUCUUCUCCGCCCAAUGGCAGCACUCUUCUCCUGAAAACGAUACAGGGAAGUAUCCAAGUGGGACUGAUGAACAGUCACCCUUUGGGGGAUACAACUCCCAGCUUUAUCAAGCGGAUACCCUUCCUUCCAUGAUGGACCUGGAACUUCAUAAUCCCACUUCGUUGUUGAGUGCAAAGUCGUCUCAGCCGCUAAGCCUGGAGGAAGCUUGCCUGCUUCGCUGUUUUGUUGAGAAACUCGCAAGAGCUUUCGACACCACUGAUAGGGACCAUCAUUACGUCUCAGUACUUCCUCUUCGAGCCGUACACAGCCCUCUUCUUCUCAACGCUAUAUGUACCGCCUCUGCACGAUUUCUCACUCGGGUCUCAUCACUCCAAGAUCCAGAUAGCAUUAUCGAGUAUGCAGGUGUCGAGCUCCCGGAUCUUAAUAUGGAAUCAGCUAUUCACUACCACAACAAGUGCAUCUCACAUCUGAUGGGAGUAUCAGCAGAUCCGAUCAACUCCUGCAGUGAUGAUGCUCUGGCUGCCAUUACAAUAUUGAGGUACCAUGAGCAAGUUGAUACACAUUUCACCGGUACCGAUAACGAGACUUUCUCGAUUGCAGUCCGCGCCGUAUUCCAAGCAUCCCAGAACGACGCAGAUGGGCUUCUGCACCUAAUUCUCCAACCUCCCCGUGGCUCAGAUGUCUAUGCAACUUCUCUCUCUUCCCUCAGAUUCUCAGCCUGCCUCAUUGCGCUUCGUCAAGAGAUUUGGUCCGUUCUCAUGCACCGUCGUCCCUUUAGACUACCCAUCCUGCCUGUCGAAAACUAUGGCAUCUUUGAUGAUACCUUGGCUGCUGAUGACUACGACUGGACCAACCGAGUUCUCAUCUGGUGUGCCCAUGUUCUUAAAUUCUGCUACCCAGAUGAAGACUACGAACAGCCAAUCGAUAAUCGAACUCGAACCCAGCAAUGGGAAGCUAUCAAAGACUUCCAAAGAAACUGGGAUGAGAAACGACCACCUCAUUUCGCGCCACUCUACUACCGAGAACGUAACCCAUCAGAAGGUCGGUAUUUCCCAGAGUAUUGGAUUACCAGCCCAUGCCAAAUGCUAGCUCUCCAGCAUAUCGAACUAGCACGCAUAGUCCUUGCAGUACACGACACCAAGAUCCAACUCGGCAUCGGCGGCAGAGCUGCGCAUAAAGCACUAGAAGAGCUCAUGCGAGAAGCAACAAGAAGAGUUUGCGGCUUGGCCAUGUCACAGAAGUGGUGUCAAGAGGGAAUGGUAACUGCUGCUGUUGGACUAUCCAUGUGCGGCGAGUAUUUCCAAGACCCGGGAGAACAGGCUGCGAUUAUGGAGUUGGUGACGUUGCUUGAGCGAGAUCAUGCUUGGCCGACAAGCACUUUGCUGAACAAUCUUUGGAAAUAA